This is a messenger RNA of Capsella rubella, 1732 nucleotides long. Its product is annotated as peptidyl-prolyl cis-trans isomerase CYP59. The transcript has 11 exons. The coding region runs from base 155 to 1456 and encodes 433 amino acids. The record is from RefSeq and is a predicted model, not a curated record. Gene Ontology annotation, biological process: protein peptidyl-prolyl isomerization. Gene Ontology annotation, molecular function: peptidyl-prolyl cis-trans isomerase activity; RNA binding. Gene Ontology annotation, cellular component: nucleus. Lineage: Eukaryota; Viridiplantae; Streptophyta; Magnoliopsida; Brassicales; Brassicaceae.
GCACAUAUUUAACAGAUGGUUUCUGUUUUCUCCCCAACUCAAACAUCAACGUUUCAGAAUUAGAGGGUUCUGUCGUUGUUCUGAUUCACAACGCACCACCGCGAGAGAGAGAGACAGAUCGUAAAUCUUUUUCCAGGUUGUGCAAGAAGUAAACAUGUCAGUUCUUAUAAUGACAAGCCUUGGUGAUAUAGUAAUUGACCUUUACUCAAAUAAAUGCCCUUUAACCUGCAAGAACUUCCUCAAACUUUGCAAGAUCAAAUACUACAAUGGGUGUCUAUUUCACACUGUACAAAAGGAUUUCACAGCACAGACAGGUGAUCCUACUGGAACUGGAGCUGGUGGAGACUCAAUCUACAAGUUUCUAUAUGGUGAGCAUGCUCGUUUUUUCGGCGAUGAGAUUCAUCUUGAUUUGAAUCAUUCAAAGACUGGUACUGUUGCAAUGGCUAGUGGUGGAGAAAAUCUCAAUGCUUCUCAGUUCUAUUUCACACUUCGUGAUGAUUUGGAGUAUCUUGAUGGGAAACACACUGUUUUUGGGAAGAUUGCUGAAGGGUUUGAUACUUUGACUAGGAUAAACGAAGCUUAUGUUGAUGCAAAGAACAGACCUUAUAAAAAUAUUAGAAUCAAACAGACAUAUAUGCUUGAAGAUCCUUUUGAGGAUCCCCCAAAGCUAGCUGAGAUGAUACUAAAUGCUUCUCCAGAAGGAAAACCGAAGGAAGAGGUUGAAGAUGACGUUCGACUUGAGGAUGAUUGGGUUCCAAUGGAUGAAGAACUUGGUGUGAAGGAACUGGAGGAAGUUAUGCGCGAAAAGGAAGCUCAUUCUAGUGCUGUUGUACUUGAAAGUAUUGGAGAUAUCCCUGAGGCUGAGGUAAAACCUCCUGACAAUGUUCUGUUCAUCCGCAAUCUGAAUCCUGUGACUGAGGAUGAGGACCUCCAUACUAUUUUCUCACGCUUUGGAACCGUUAUAUCUGCUGAUGUAAUCCGGGUUGUCGAGACAGGUGACAGUAAGUGCUAUGCUUUUGUAGAGUUUGGAAACAAGGAGGCAUGCGAGGAAGCGUAUGAGAAGAUGGACAAUACUCUGAUCGAUGAUAGACGAAUACGUGUGGAUUUCAGUCAGAGUGUGUUCAAACUUUGGCCACAGCUCCGGCAGAAACACUCCCAAAAGGUCGAAGAUCGAAACAAGCAGCAUGGAGGAGGUGAAGGCUAUGAUAUGGUAUUUGAGGGUGAUGAGAGGGAGAGGAGGAAGAAGAUUCAUAGGAGAAGGUCUCAUGGUAAUAAGGAAGGCAAAAGACGCCACAUAGAUGAAGUUGAUGAUGGUAGAAGACGCAGAGAGAGAGAAGAAAGAGACAGUAGGGAAGGUGAAGAUGAAGAAGACAGAAGAAGAAGAAGAAGAAGAAGCCGUGAAGAGAUGAGAGAUGGAGAUAGGGGUGAAGAGAGACUAAAGUUACAGAGACGAUGAUCAUGGGAGUUAUAAAGAGAGGAAAAGAGAGAGAGAGAGAGAGAGACAAUGGACAUGAAAGAAGAGAUAGGUGAAAGGGUUUGAUAGGGUUUUAGGUGGGUUUUGUAUUAGUGAAGUGACUUCAAGUUUUUUAGGAGAGACAUGUAGAUAUGUAUCUUCCCCCUGAGUUUUUGACUAAGUCAUGGUUUAAACUUUAAAUUGUUUCCCUAUUAAGUUGUGAGCCCCAAUGAGCCAUCAUUGUAUAAAGAGAUUUAUAAUAAAAACAAAUCAGAACUA